This is a messenger RNA of Coccinella septempunctata (seven-spotted ladybird), 7053 nucleotides long. RefSeq lists its product as uncharacterized. NCBI's taxonomy places the organism in Eukaryota, Metazoa, Arthropoda, Insecta, Coleoptera, Coccinellidae. Bases 369 to 5129 code for a protein of 1586 amino acids. The record is from RefSeq and is a predicted model, not a curated record. The transcript is spliced from 7 exons.
ACAAGCCAAAAUAAUUGUAAUAGUUUACUGAUGAAACGUGUUACGCUAAGAGAGUUGAAGACACCCGAAUCUCCGUUAAAUAUCUGGAUAUUUUCGAACUUCUUUGCAUAUUCUGUUAGAUUAAAGUGAAUAGAACGAGAAUCUUCCAGAAAACCGGACGAAUUUGGAUUUCUUAGGUAGGAAAUUCAUGAAAUUUAGUAGCUUGUAAAUCGCAACCAUGCCAUGUCGUUCAGCGCUCGGGCGUUGUCGGUCGGAUUCGUUUGUGGAUACGUGCUUUCGGUGAAAUAGAGACGACGCACAUAACAGCCUAGGUGGCGUUGGUGUUGUGAAACCACGAUUCAGGGAAGGAGGAAAAGUCUGUAAAUGAAAUGGCAACUAGAGAAAGAAAAGUAUCAGGAGGCAGAAGGCAGCAAACAGCAUCCCCAUCCCCAAAAGAUUUUCGUUCCACACCCGACCAAAUACUAAAGAAUGAUACUCCAAUAGAACCCCAAAGAGUACCACCCCAAAAAACAAAAAUAAAUCCCAAAAUGCCGUUGGUCAGGAAAUUGACCAAAGGACAAAAGAAAAAAAACCAAAAGAAAUUAUCGUUAAAAAUAACGUCAAAAGCUACAAGAAAAGCCAAACAAAAAAUAACAAAAUCCCUGAUUAAUACUGCCAAAGUACUUGAAGCUAAAAAGUUGCUCAAAAACGGAAAAGUAGCUCAGAAAAAAGAGGAAAAGGAGUUGGACGAAGUGCAGCAUAUCCUAGAACCGCUAUUUCCGGUUGAUGAAGAAUUAGGGAAAAAAACGAAAAAGAAACGAAUAGUCAGAAAUCCUGCUGCGAAAAGAAUCAAAACUGAGGUUGAAGAUCCAGAAAUUUGUAGUGAUAGUAGUGCUAAUUCCGUGAAAAACUCGAGGAGAAACAAAAGUAUUGCUAAAAUCGAAGAAAUAGAUACAGUAACACAAACAAUAGAAGGUGUUGUCAGCGGCUUCACUCUAAGACCAGAUGAAAUAAAGAAAGAACCAGAUUCCAUGUCCGAGAGUAGCAGAAGUGACAUCAUCAAACCAAAAAGAUUGACAAAGAAACAAAAACUGUGCUUGUUACAGAAAGAAAUAAAGAAAGAAAAUAUAGAAAACGCGUUAACAAAUUUAGGCCAAAGCGAUCAAAAAGUCAUCGACAUGCUCGAUUUGAACGUUCUUAAAGUUAAAAAAACAUAUCCAACACAAAAACGACGACAUACCAUUGAAAAAUAUCCCAUGGGCACCGAUUACCAAUGUACUGAUGACUUUCCUCCAUUGAUACCAUUCUCGGAUAUUCCCAAAAGUAAGAGAAAGGUCAGAAGUUGUGUGGAGAACAGAGUUUUGAACCCUUACAACAUUAGGCCACCAGCAAGGUUACUCAGAAAUGGCAAACAGAGGAGAAUGAAAGAACAGCUUGAGCACAGCUUAGAUGAUAGGAGGAAAAAAAGAAGGCUCUGUUCUGAAGGGAGCAUGGCCGAAAUUCCAAAGCUCUCUGGAUAUGAUUCCGACAGUAGUUACUCAGAUUUAGUAUCCCUUUCCGGUGCUGACUCGGUUGUCGAUCUUAAAAGUGUCGAAGUAAAAAAAGAACAAAUAGAUAAUCAUAACACAAGUAGUAUCAUACUUCCAGCGAAUAUCAAAAGAAGCCUUUCCUUAGAAAAUCAAACGUAUUGUACCGACUCAAACUCUAACUUAUGUGAUGACCCGAAUAUUCAAGAGAAUAAGAAUACAGAGAACCUAAAACACGUAACAAUGCUCAAUGAGGAUAUUUAUCCCAGUCCUAGCACUAAAGUGCCUGAAAAACUACUGAUACUGGAUAUUAUGAAACAGAAUUUCAACGAGAAAGUUGAAUUGGAGGAUGAGAAAUCGACGACAGAGGCACAGGAACCGGUUAGGGUUUCCACAGAGGAACUCUCUCCGGUAGUACUCGAGGAAAAAGAAUCUGAACAAAAAAAGAUGAGCGAAAUAAUCUCGAAAAUCGUGGAGACGAUGGGGACUGAAGAAUUCACUGCAACCAUCAACCCAACCGCUGUUGUCAUGCAAAACGGAGAUAUUCCUUGGGAAGACAGUGUUAAAAUUGUCGAAGAGUCGGCUUGUGAUCCAGUCCAAGUCGAAGACGAACCAACUAUUAUCGUUCAAAGUGAGGAUACACCAAAAACCAGCAACGAAAUCGUAGAAGCAUUCCCAACGUCCGCGAUUAUAAUAGAGAACGAAACAGGACUAACUGAGAGUCAAAUAAUGGAAGAAGUGAUAGAAGAGGUAACACAAACUAUCAAUAACGAACAAGAAAUGAUACCUCCCAUUCCUGAAGCGAUUUCCGAAAUCCCUCAAAUCGCAAUGAAUAUUCCCGAAGAACCAAUAGCUGGACCUUCAUCUGCAGAAUCUCCUCCGCUGUUGGAGCCGAUUUGUUGUCAACCAUCCACCUCCAAAGUCGCAGAUCAUUUGGUGCAGGAAACAGAGGAAGAUGUGGCAAUCAAGGAAAGCAUGCUGAGUGCCCUUGGUCUGCGUAGUCUGAAAGCAGCUGAAGAAGCAAGGUUGAGAGAAAAGGAAAAACCAGCAUCAUCGUCGAAAGCCGACGCCUAUACUGGAACUCUAAAGACUGUGAUCAAGCUUAAUCGUGAUACCAAGAAAAAGGGUAAAAAUCAACCUUUGAAGAUGACGCUUCAGAAAAACAAGAGCAGAAAUGGGGAUGGGGCAUCUGGUAGCCAGGAUGAUUACAAGAUAAUGAAAGAGGGUUCCUCUUCAUGGAAAAACAGUGGACAAUCAUCUGACUCAGCUGGUGCGAACAGAAAAAUACAUUAUUCUAACAGAUCUAACCCGGAUGGCAGCAGUGAGCACACCACAGACGGAGAGGCUCCAAACCAAGAGGGACCAGUUAAAGCCUUAGUCAUUCCAGAAAAGGCCAGUUCUUUCAGUAUCCACCCGGAACGUUUGUGCAAAGAUGAAUGUUCCUUCUGUUAUGGAAAGUUCGGUCUAUUCGACACCCCUUGCCACAUAGCUCAGAUCAAGACUUUAGAGAGACAGGAAAAAAUUCUAGCGCUCGAGAAAAAUUUGACCAAAGACUCCUGCCUUUGCGACGCUUGCUAUAGACAUAUCGACAGAAGGGCGAACACCCCUUCGUACACGAACAAAUCUGUAAAGAGGGGCCCCAUGAUAGCGCCCGGUCCCAAGAAGAACCACUGCCACGUCCUCGGAUGCAAAAAUGUUUCCGCGAAUAUUCUGCGCAGAAAAUGGAUAAUCAAGAUGAGACAACAAGUUAUGCAAACGGUCAACAUCGAUCUGAACAAUCUUGGUCUUCAUUCAAUACCGAUAUGCCAGGAACACUACACGGCUUUAGAGCACCUGAUGGUUUGUUCCAUGUGCAAAAGACGACUGGCAAAGAACCAUAUACAUUACCUCGGACCAGAAGUUGAAGAUCUCAACAACGCCUUACAAGAAGAACAGAUACCGCUAAAACUGGGCGAUAAACCGGUUGUGUGCAAAUUAUGUAGGUGCUUUGCUACCGUCAUUUUGAAAAAUCCAGAAGAUAGGCCUGAAAAUUCCACGAACUUCUUCCUGGAGUACAAGAAGAGGUUAUUGCAUUUCAACAAUAUAGUACCGAUGGACAAAGCGGCCGCCGAAGAGCCCAUCAUAGCGCCCACCAGGGAAAAGGUCGAAAAGGAACCGAACAAAAAGAAACGUAAACUAUCGAAGAACCUGACGGAGGACGAAUCAAAACCGGGAUCCCCGGUAGAGAGAAACGCGUCCAAGACGAACAAAGAGCAGAACGGUAGCGCCAAUUCUGGCUCAGACUCCGCAUCGGAAUACCUAGUCGACUACCACAACCUCAUACCAUCCAUCGCGAUGGAAUGCGAAGAGAACGAAUCGGACAAGGAGAAGAACAACAAAGGGGACCAACCAAAGAAAAUUCUCGGUUUAGAACCGAUGAGGAACUCCAUAGACGUCACUGUUAAGAAUCCAAGCAGCGACUUGACGGUUCAAAGGUUGGGCUCCAACCCGUAUCUGUCGGUGAGACAGUUGUUUCCCGGCGAAGAAGAGUUGGGACUGCAGGGACACAUUGACUUCAACAACGUUAAAGAAAGGACGACUGAAGGUUGGGAAAAAUGCAACAUGACCAUACAGUACGACAACGCCACCAAACACUUGUGGCAGGAGCUUCAGAAACCUUACGGCAACCCCAGCAGUUUCCUGAGGCAUCUGAUUUUGCUCGAGAAGUAUUUCAGGAACGGAGACUUGGAGCUUAAACCUAACGCUAGCCAACAGUCCGUCAAUUACAGUGAGUGCGUUCAGAACAGAUUGAGAGCUUACGAUAAUAUACCUACUGGUGCUUCGAGAUCAUUCAACAUUGUAGAGUUGAAUUCGUCGACCCCGAUGCAUAAGAGUUCCAGUGGGAUCAUAACGAGUAACAAGGAGGUUCAGAUACAAACUGCAGUGCCUGGACUUCCAGUUAUGACAACUCCGAAUGUGACAGUUACGAGCGUACGUCCCCCGCCAGUUACGAUAACCCAACUUAACAACCCGCUGUUACCGAUCACAAUUACCAAGACCAAACCUCCGCCGCCGCCUGGGUUGAUCUCCUUGCUACCCGGUACAAACAGGCCGAUCGCUCCGUUGACCAAACAGCCGCAAUCUCAAAAGAUUAAGUUCCCCAUAACCAAAAAUUGGAGACCCACGCUGAUCCCCAUCGAUCCCGCCAAACCGACCGAGAAAAAGUCCGGAUUAGUUCAAGUCAUAUCUGGAGGAAAACCAUUCCAUAUCACCCUAGAAGACUACAAGAAAAUGUGCGCCAUCAAGAGAAGCUUCGAGAUGAAACAGAAACGCCAAUCGGAUACACCGAAGAGAAAUACCCAGAUCAUGUCCAUCGGGGCGUCCUUAUUAAAAAGCAAUAAAGGUAUAGUUAUCACUAAAGGACUGAAAAUCGAACCGAAACAAGAGCAAGACACUUCCUGCGAGAAUAUACUGGAAAAGCUGGAUCAGCAGGUCGAGAAUCUAGAAUCCAAGUUUCACGAGAACAAGGCGUUGCUGAACAUGCCUAGGAUACCCAAAUCUCUCACAGUUAUACCACAGACCAUUAGGAAACCUUCGAGGCCGCCCAGCCCGGUUCUAUUGAUCACGCCGAAGCCGAAAUCAUGAUGGAUUCCGCUGUCACCUGUCAAGUGCCUAACUUCAACUUGUCAAUGGGGUUCUUGGAGGUUAACUCCAGGAGCUUAACUCGCAAGUUGUAUUUGAUACACUACUAUUUUCUUGGAGAAUGAAUUAACGUUUAGUUCUUGAUCAUGAACAAUUUUUGCUUCAUCGAAGCAGAUUUUUUUUACAAAAGGAGGCUGUGGUUAUCUAUGAAAGAUGAAAUUAUUUACUUUGUGACUAAUGGUGCGGUAUUCAUUCAUUCAAUUAUUGAUUGAAUUAUCGUACAAUGAAAAAUAUUGACGCGACAUUUUUUUCGUCUUAAAUUAUGCUUAGUUUGCAUAAAUCGAGAUGUGUUCAAAUAUAUAUCAAAUAUAUUACGUUUUUAUGGGAAAGGCGCCUCGGAUGUUAUUCCCGGGAUAUUUGAAAUGGAAAUAAGAGAAUAGGAAAUUUUUAUAGUAUAUGGAUUUUGGCCCAAUUAAAAAUUUCAUAUUAUUGUUGGACGCUAUGAUAAUUUCAAGACUGAAAAUAUAAAACCCACUUUUGGAGGUUAUGAUGUGGGAGGAUAGGAUUGGGGGGGAUACGCAUCCACAUUAAAUCAUGGUUAAUUUGUGUAGAAAAUAUUUCACAGUUUAUGAAUUGUUAUUGUCUGAAAAAAAUCCUUAGUAUUUAUAUUAUCUUUUCUACCGGACUCAUCAAUUUAUUAAAUUAAUAAAUUGACUCCAAAGAAAUUUCAGAAGUUAUUGGAAAAUGGAAUUUUUUAAUAUCACUUCCUCUGACCACACAAAUCAAAAUGAAAGAGUUUUUGAACGGUUCAGUUCGCGAAAUUGAAGUUACCCGAUCUUACAUAUUUUAAUAAAUGAAUCUAUUUACUGUUUAAAAAUAUAUUAAUGUUCACUUUUCGCUAAUUUUUAGAUCAUUGAAUUGUAUAAGCUGUGAUUUUGAACAUAUUGAAAAAAGGCUCCUGGGGUUUUCCCUCUUUUGAAACACUUGUACAAGUUAACCAUAUUUAGACAUUUGUUUCUGUUAUAUAUUGUUUAAUUGGUAUUGUUAAAAUCGUAAAUUGAUUAUUUGAAGAAAGAUUGUUAAGACUAUUAACACAUUAAGAAGAUAUUUUUUUAUUAAAAUCUCUUAAGAAGAAAUGUAAAUAAAAUAGUUAUUAAUUACGACUACGAAAUGUAAAUUGUAAAAUAUUGGAAUAUUUAGUAUAAUAUUUAUAUAGCAUACCUACAUUAUUUUUUUGUGGUAAUAGCAAUAAUUGCUUUUUUGGUUCUGCAAUUUCCUCUGUAGGUUCUCUAUUCUUAUUUACAUGGUGUAAUUUGAAAACUGAUUCUCAGAUGUCCAAAUUUCAUCUAUUGUACUGAUUUAUUAUAUAUGAAAGACUGUAUUUUCUUAAUAUAACUGAAUUUUCGCAUCAGUUGUGCAUUUCAUUUCUGAUUAGAAUUCAGAUUUCACCAUAUAAAUUUUUGAGCCAAAAGAGUUACAAUGAGAAGAAUAUAGAAAACAAACAGCAAUUAUUCCUUCACAACAUACAAUCCUCGAAAAAUAUUCAAUUGAAUUAUUUCGGUAAACCUGAUUUUUCCAUUAAAAAUAAAAUUUCAGAGCAAAUAGUUUGAAUUCUGAAAUUUUAUUGGUUUUUUUUUAUAUUGAGGACAUUUUCGGCAAUUCAUACAAGGUGUUGAGAUUUUUCGAGAAAUUUCAUCACAUUUUACAUGUAUACAUUCAUGAAAAAUUUUCAUUGAAUUUAAUUUUCGGUUUUGAAAGCCGCGAGAACUCGUUCAUAUCAAUUAUUUAUUUUACAUUAUUAUUAAAAUUUUCGUUUUUAGUUCAGAAUCAUUUAACCAAUACAUAUAUGAAUUUUAUGUACCUUCAUUAUACAUACUUAUUUUGUUCUCAUAAAUUUUGGUUUAUUAAAUAAAUCAAGUUUUCAAUA